CGACACUCAGUAUACGAAGAGUCUCAAACGGUUCGGCGGAGUUGAAAUAGAGCUUCAAGAGCGAUUUUGAAGGGCUCUUUCAUUCUUGCCGACAUGAUUGCGCAUCGGUCUCGAAUCGCGUUUGGUUGAACUCGUUGGCCUUGUUUCUACAUCUUUUGGUUUUGCUCUGGUUUAAUUGCAGCAUUCUGUUUAGCAGAGACCGUCAUUCCUUGUCCGCAAAGCAUACUACCUUGGUUGGCGGUUUCGCUGUGCCGCAUCGCCACGCCGAAACCCAUCUACUACAAGUAAACGUACACUCGAUCAACUCGACGACAACGGUAACGACAACGACAACGACAACGACGGCCAUGGUAUCCAACAUGGACGAAAAAGCGGUCCUGCCGGGUCGGCGCUCCUCGCCCGGCCGGGACGCUACCCGGAACGACAGCUCCGGCUCUGGCGACCGCGCAUCGCGCAGGCCCGGCGGCUGGUGGAAAGUACACCUUUUCCGCGGUAUGGUCAACGACAUUCGUCGCAGGGCGCCCUUUUACGUCAGUGACUGGACCGAUGCCUGGGACUAUCGUGUGGUCCCGGCCACGGUCUACAUGUAUUUUGCAAAUAUCUUGCCCGCUUUGGCAUUCUCCCUCGACAUGUUUACUAGCACGGGGUCAACAUACGGAGUCAACGAGGUCCUUCUAGCUUCCGUGUUGGGGGCAGUAGUAUUCUCUCUACUAGCUUGCCAGCCUCUGGUCAUUGUCGGCGUCACAGGCCCCAUCACAGUCUUCAACUACACCGUGUACGAUAUCAUGGAGCCAACAGGCACCAACUACCUAGCAUUCAUGUGCUGGAUCGGCCUGUGGUCACUAGUCUUCCACUGGAUUCUCGCCGUCACAAACUCUUGCAACUGGCUCCGCUACGUCACGCGCUUCCCCUGCGACAUCUUUGGCUUCUACGUGGCCUUCAUCUACCUCCAAAAGGGCAUCCAGGUCCUCCAGAGGCUGGGCGACGCCGAGCCCUUUUACCUCUCCAUCGUCGCCGCCUUACUCGUCUUCAUGGUCGCCUACAUCUGCGCGGGCGUCGGCGGGAGCGGCUUGUUCCAUCACCACGUGCGCGUGUUCCUCAAGGAUUACGGCACCCCGCUCACCCUCAUCUUCUUCACUGGUUUCGUGCACAUUGGCAGGAUGAAGCCCGUUGAUUUGGAGGUGCUGCCCACGGGUAUCGCUUUUAUGCCCACGGCGGACAGGAGCUGGCUUGUGGAUUUUUGGAACAUUCCUGUCGGAGAUGUCUUCCUGGCCAUCCCCUUUGCUAUCCUCUUGACCAUUUUGUUCUGGUUCGAUCACAAUGUGUCUUCUCUCAUCGCACAGGGAACCGAGUUCCCACUCAAGAAGCCGGCAGGUUUUCACUGGGACCUCUUCUUGCUCGGCCUGACCACGGGAGUAGCCGGCAUCCUCGGUCUGCCGUUCCCCAACGGCCUCAUCCCGCAAGCUCCAUUCCAUACCGACUCCUUAACAGUUAGCAAAUCAGAACCCGAGACGGACGAAAAGGGCGAGUUCAAGGGCAGCUACGUGGUCAAAGCAUCUCACGUAGUAGAGCAACGUGUCUCCAACCUGGCCCAAGGCCUCCUGACCCUCGGCACAAUGACGGGCCCCCUCCUCGUCGUCCUCCACCUCAUCCCGCACGGCGUUUUAGCCGGCCUCUUCUUCGUCAUGGGCGUGCAGGCCCUCGAAGGGAACGGCAUCACCCUCAAGAUCCUCUUCCUCCUGCGCGACAAGAACCUGACGCCGCCGAACCACCCGCUCAAACAGAUCCGUCGCCGCCGCGCCAUUUGGGAAUUCGUCGCCAUCGAGCUCGUCGGGUUCGGCGCCACGUUCGCCAUCACGCAGACUGUCGCCGCCGUGGGCUUCCCCGUCUUCAUCAUGCUCCUCAUCCCCAUCCGCGCCUGGCUUCUUCCGCGCUGGUUCUCGCCCGAGGAGCUGGGCGCGCUCGACGAGGCGACGGCGUCGCCUUUUACCAUGGAGGGUAUCGGCGGGGUUCACGGGGGCGGCGAUUCGGGCGAUGACUCGGACGGGACGCGGGUGUCUGAUUAUGAGAAUGAUGGGGAUAGACGUACUAGUAGGCAGGCGGCGGGGCAUGGUGAUGGCAUCUUUGCGUCGGCGGAAGCGCCGGGGAGGAGUCAAGAAGAUGUGGCGGAGCUGGGGCAGUCUCAGAGCGUGCAGAGUGCAGGAAAACCGACGAAGAGAGGAGGACACACUGCCACAGCUGAUUGAUGGCCAGUAACGAUUUGAUCAAGAAAUGGAGUUUAUAGAGAACGAACGUAAUGCUUGAUAGUUAAUACCCAGAAACAUUCGAAGAUGGGUGCUCAUCCAACGUUGGUCGAUGUAUCAACGCACCUUCACAUCGGUUCUACUCAGCU
This is a messenger RNA of Colletotrichum godetiae, 2392 nucleotides long. Its product is annotated as HCO3 transporter family-domain-containing protein. Gene Ontology annotation, cellular component: basolateral plasma membrane; fungal-type vacuole; plasma membrane. Gene Ontology annotation, biological process: monoatomic ion homeostasis; borate transport; monoatomic anion transport. The record is from RefSeq and is a predicted model, not a curated record. NCBI's taxonomy places the organism in Eukaryota, Fungi, Ascomycota, Sordariomycetes, Glomerellales, Glomerellaceae. The coding region runs from base 348 to 2246 and encodes 632 amino acids. Gene Ontology annotation, molecular function: solute:inorganic anion antiporter activity; borate efflux transmembrane transporter activity. The transcript is spliced from 4 exons.